Messenger RNA from Carica papaya (papaya), 718 nucleotides. Its product is annotated as germin-like protein subfamily 1 member 16. NCBI's taxonomy places the organism in Eukaryota, Viridiplantae, Streptophyta, Magnoliopsida, Brassicales, Caricaceae. The record is from RefSeq and is a predicted model, not a curated record. Gene Ontology annotation, molecular function: manganese ion binding.
UUUACAAAGAAAAAUUAAACUCACAAGCAGGCCUAAAAGAAUGAAAUGUUUUCAGUUUCUUAUAGUUAUAGCCCUCUUGGAAUUGGCGUCAAUAUCCUUUGCUUCUGCUUAUGAUCCCAGUCCUCUGCAGGACUUCUGUGUUGCCAUCAAUGAUUUCGAGAAAGUUUCUGUGAAUGGAAAACUAUGCAAAGACCCAAAACUUGUAAAACCAGAAAACUUCUUCUUUUCAGGACUUCAUGUCCCCAGAAACACAAAAAAUCAAGUGGGAUCAAACGUAACUAUGAUUAAUGCGGACGUUAUACCUGGACUUAAUUCUCUUGGCAUAACUUUAGUACGUAUUGAUUUUGCUCCUGGUGGUACAAACCCACCACAUAUUCAUCCUCGAGCUUCUGAAAUCCUCGUGGUUAUGGAGGGAACUCUCUAUGCCGGAUUUGUUUCAUCAAAUCAAAAUAAUAAUACAUUGUUUGCUAAAGUGCUUCAUCCUGGAGACGUUUUCGUGUUCCCGCUGGGUCAAAUUCAUUUUCAGUUAAAUAUUGGGAAGAUCAAUGCUGUUGCUUUUGCUGGUUUAGGCAGCCAAAAUCCUGGAGUGAUCACAGUAGCAAAUGCUAUUUUUGGAGCAAACCCGCCUAUCAACUCUGAUAUUAUUUCGAGAGCAUUCCAGUUGGAUAAGAAUAUUGUUCAAUAUCUUCAAUCAAGAAACUGGUCUUUCAACACUUAA